Cryptomeria japonica (Japanese cedar) is the source of this 1023-nucleotide messenger RNA. RefSeq lists its product as uncharacterized. Bases 1 to 1023 code for a protein of 340 amino acids. The transcript has a single exon. The record is from RefSeq and is a predicted model, not a curated record. NCBI's taxonomy places the organism in Eukaryota, Viridiplantae, Streptophyta, Pinopsida, Cupressales, Cupressaceae.
AUGCCCCCACCUAAUGUUUCCGCACUACCUAAAGCUACUCAAUUGCCAUCUCAACCUAUGCCAAAUCCUAACAAUAAACAACUACAACAACAACAUGUUUAUACUACUGAUCCAAAUCAAUAUCCUACCUAUGUUGUUAAUAUAAGUGAUAUCCAUUUAAGGUCUGAAACAACUCUUCCUACACCAUCACCUUCAGUUAUCACCGAAAUACUUGAUGAAGGACAUAUCUACCAAAGUGCCAAAAAUUCACCAAUCCCAUCAAGGCCAGAACAACAAGAAUCAAGUAAUACUCCUCCGUUUCCUCAAAGAUUAGAGGCAAAACCAACUAAACAAAAAGAACCCAUAUUUGAUAUUAUGGAUCAGUUAAAGAAUUUAUGUGUCAAGAUUCCCUUGUUUCAAGCAAUAAAUGAUGUUCUAAUACAUGGGAAGGCAAUAAAAGAAGCUUUCUUGAAAAAGACAGGAAGAAAGAAGAAAGAUCCAUCAACAGUUCAUGUUGUAGGCCAAUUAGCAGACCUCAUGUUAGGGAAAGUUUCUAUCCCUAAGUAUUCAGACCCAGGAAAUCCUCUUGUGGUAGUAGUUGUCAAUGGAGUUCAAGUUCAUAAUGCUCUUAUUGACCUUAGGGAAGCUAUCAAUGUUAUGACAAAGGAUGUGAUGCAAAAAAUCAACAUCACUAACCUAAGGACUAAAACUAUAGUCCUACAACUUGCAGACAAUUCCAUUGUUACAUUAGAUGGUAUUGUGGAAGAUCUUGUAGUAACACUAGAUUCUUGGGAAUAUUCAACUGACUUUGUCAUUAUUUCACCCAAAGUAACUUUAGGAGGCUAUCCUAUUAUUUUGAGUAGACCUUUGUUAUCCACAACAUAUGAUUUCAUAAGAUGUAGAUCAAGGGACAUGACUAUUUCUGAUGGGACAAAAACUAAAACACUUGCAUUAUAUUCACCUAUCCAACCUCAAGUUGAGGAUGACCAUUUAGUUUGGCCAGACAUAGAAGAAGAAUCUAAUAAAGUCAAUUCCAUACAAUAA